AUGCAGGCACCAAUGUUGGUGGCGCUGCUUGUGACGCUGCUGGCGCCCAGCAGCUCAUUGCUCACCUUCAACAGGGAGGAUGAAAGGGCACGAACAGUGACAAAGGUUUUGGCCUUGUUGCAGAGCAUGGACCAGAGCGAGGCUCCGGCGCCUGCCUUGGCGCCCCCUCCAGCACCCGCCUUUGCCUUCGCGCCCUUCGCAGCCUUCAGCCCUGUGCCCGGCCCGGCACCUGCACCUGCGCCGGCGCCUGGCCCGGCGCCAGGGCCCGGCCUUCUGUUUGGGCCAGCGCCAGCACCUGCGCCUGCGCCUGCGCCAGGGCCGGCAUUGGCCAUUGUGGUGAACGGGAAUGAGAAAGUCGCUUCUGUGCAACUCUCAGAAGACCGGGCUGAAAGGAGGGAUUCCAUUGUUUGCGUAGCCCAUCGCUAUGACAACGACAGCAGAUGA
Messenger RNA from Cladocopium goreaui, 444 nucleotides. Lineage: Eukaryota; Dinophyceae; Suessiales; Symbiodiniaceae. The record is from the annotation of a GenBank genome assembly.